CGACCUCAGAGCGAGAUCAGCUACAAGAUGAGUGAGUUCUGCAUAUAAAUGCUGCCUAACCUGGAUUAUGGAAAUGUCUCAUCUCCAUUUUCAAGGCAUCGCCGAGCGGUGGCACAAGUAUUGUUCCCUCGUCAUCGACUUUUGCUUCUGAUUUGUACAACAUCAGCACAUCCUCGUCCAAGCAUCGAUAGAGGUGAAAGAUACCUUGUUACAGAAAGAUAAGUCGGACGCCGUUGAGAAAAUGAGAGCAGUUUCUAUUUCACUGUUGCUGCCAUCGCUAGCGGUUGCGGCGUCAAAUGCCAGUGUCGGAGUGAUGGGCACCACUGGGUAUCCUCCUUGUGAUGCUCUAAUAUCAGCCGGCCUCGGCGAUCGGGUCCUACUUGCGACCUCAGAUGCCUAUGAGACGAGAGUGCAGAGCUACUGGCACGCAAACGGUCGUAUCCAUCCCUAUUGUUUCGUCGAGCCAUAUUCUGCCGAGGAAGUCUCUACUGCGGUCAAAGCUUUGGCAAGUGCUGGCCAAGGUGCAGGUGACUGGCACAUCGCUGUCAGGUCGGGUGGACACCAUCUCCCGGCCACGAAUAACAUCGUAGACGGUGUAACUAUCGACCUGGGUAUGAUGAAUAGUUCACGGUACAUCGCAGACAAGGGCAUUGCACAAGUCGGCCCUGGUGCAAAAUGGAAAAAUGUCUAUGCCAACCUUCUCAAGAAUGGAAAUGUCACGGUGACUGGUGGUCGAGACGGCGAUGUGGGUGUGGGUGGAUUUCUCCUCGGUGGUGGAAACUCAUACUACAGUGGGCGUAAUGGGUUCGGCAGCAAUGCAGUUGUCGGGUACGAGGUUGUGCUUGCGAACGGCACCAUAGUCGAGGCCACCGUCGACCAGUACCCUGAUCUGUGGAAGUCUUUGAAGGGAGGACUCCUCAACUAUGGCAUCGUCACACGAUUCGAUCUCCAGACUAUGCCUGCAGUCGACCUGGCAUACGGUCUCAACGUGUUGACGUACAACUAUUCGUCCCAGGUGUCGGAUGCUCUGGUUGAUUUCACCAAUAACAUGGAGCAACGCCCGGAUGACCAUAUGUUUAUACUGUACACCGACGAAACGUCCAGCGGCGAUGGAAGUAUGAUGAUUUUACCUAUUUAUGUCAACACCAAAGGCGACCUCAAUACCACGAGCUUUGAUGAGAUUACCAAGAUCCCGUCGGUGGUGAGCUCAUGGGAAAGGAUGUCACUUGCAGCGGCGGCGAAUGCUUCACAGGUAGCGGGUGGAACAAAAAAUGUCCAGAGAACACUCACACUCUACAACGAUGCCGCGAUUCUUCGCGAGGCCACGAGACUUCAUACCCAGCUGGUGGCCACGCUUGACGAGAAGGUUGGGUCAGAGAACUACUCGACCCAAGUUGUUUUUCAACCGCUUCCAGCAUAUCUCAGUACUCUCGGUCUCCGCAAUGGUACCAUGAGCAAUGUGCUGGGUUUGGAACGCAUCGGGUCAAACGCUAUUCUGUGGACCGCAGCAGUGGCUAUUACGAACGGCGACGAUGGAGCACUGGCAGUGGCGGGUACAGAACUGAGUGCGUUGUUGACCCAACUGGAGAAGUUCACAAGUCCGGACGGUAAACCCUCGACUGCGGAAUGGGUGUACUCGAACUACGCGGAUAUGAGUCAAGAUCCUCUCACCAGCUAUGGACCGGAGAAUGUGGCUUUCAUGAAAGAGAUGGCGGCUAAAUAUGAUCCUGAGGGGUUCUGGCAGAAGCGUGUACCGGGAGGGUUCAAGCUAUCGAGAGUGUGAGGAUGGCGAUAGGCUGAGCCCCUUCAUUGAGGUAUGCGCUGUUCAAAUGAACUUGAACUGCAAGCAUCAGUCGUGAGCAAAGCGUCGUCGAUAUAUAUGAUCUGCUGUGCUUGUACGGCAAAGUACUACACCUCUUUUUGACACCAGAUUACGUC
Exophiala oligosperma is the source of this 1938-nucleotide messenger RNA. RefSeq lists its product as uncharacterized. The coding region runs from base 242 to 1783 and encodes 513 amino acids. The record is from RefSeq and is a predicted model, not a curated record. Gene Ontology annotation, molecular function: FAD binding. NCBI's taxonomy places the organism in Eukaryota, Fungi, Ascomycota, Eurotiomycetes, Chaetothyriales, Herpotrichiellaceae. The transcript has 3 exons.